UUUAGGAAAUACCGUUAUCCAACUUUCACAUCACUUUUUCCCAUUCACAAAUUCACUUCAAAAUCAAAUUUCCCAAACAAAUUCAGACUAAUCUCACUCUCUGCACUUCCCAACCACACAAAUGGCUUCCAUGGCUUUCUCCACAACCUUCUUCACUCCUCUUCGUGAUUUCAACCAAUCUAGAACCAAUUCAACCCCUUCAACUUCUUUCCACUUUACCAAAUCCUCAAUUGCUUCUUCCAAGUCACCGUUUUUUCAACUAGGGUUUGCUCAACAACCUUCCUCCAGUUUUCCAAUUGUUCCCUCCAAGACUCGGUCUUUCUCAGUCAACGCUAAAGCUAUUAAAGAUAAAACCAUUUAUGAUUUUACUGUUAAGGAUAUUGAUAAGAAGGAUGUUUCUCUUAGCAAAUUCAAGGGGAAGGUUCUCUUGAUUGUCAAUGUUGCUUCAAGAUGCGGCUUGACAUCAUCAAAUUACACAGAACUCUCGCACUUGUAUGAAAAUUUUAAAGAUAGAGGUUUGGAGGUUCUAGCUUUCCCUUGCAAUCAAUUCGGCAUGCAGGAGCCUGGAUCAAAUGAAGAAAUUAAACAAUUUGCUUGCACUAAGUUCAAAGCAGAAUUUCCAAUUUUUGAUAAGGUUGAUGUAAAUGGACCAUUUACUGCUCCAGUAUACCAGUUUCUGAAAUCAAGCUCUGGGGGCUUUUUCGGCGAUCUUGUCAAGUGGAAUUUCGAGAAAUUCUUGGUUGAUAAAAACGGUAAAGUUGUUGAAAGAUAUCCACCAACAACCUCUCCUUUUCAAAUUGAGAAGGAUAUCCAGAAGUUACUUGCUGCAUAAGUAUAUUCAGGAAUGAGGAAAAUCGAAGCCAUGAUUGCCGAAGGAGUUAAAGUUUAUCAAAAACAAUAAACAUGAUUAUUAGUAUUCUGUAAAUUCGUUUGGCAUAAAGAGAAGAAAAAUAUUACUAUACUUUAGCGCUAAAAGAAUGAAGUUUUAUAUGGUCAGAAUUUUUGUUAAAUUUCAGACUUUACAAUUUUUUAAACAUUAUUCAUUUUCCUUCUUCAA
Molecule: messenger RNA, 1057 nt
Organism: Vicia villosa (hairy vetch)
Lineage: Eukaryota; Viridiplantae; Streptophyta; Magnoliopsida; Fabales; Fabaceae
Product: phospholipid hydroperoxide glutathione peroxidase, chloroplastic
Exons: 6
Coding region: 122-832 (236 amino acids)
Biological process (GO): response to oxidative stress
Molecular function (GO): glutathione peroxidase activity
Source: RefSeq, a predicted model, not a curated record